Wallemia ichthyophaga EXF-994 is the source of this 1221-nucleotide messenger RNA. RefSeq names its product PHO85 cyclin-9. The record is from RefSeq and is a predicted model, not a curated record. The coding region runs from base 1 to 1221 and encodes 406 amino acids. Gene Ontology annotation, molecular function: cyclin-dependent protein serine/threonine kinase regulator activity; protein kinase binding. Gene Ontology annotation, cellular component: cyclin-dependent protein kinase holoenzyme complex; nucleus. Gene Ontology annotation, biological process: regulation of cyclin-dependent protein serine/threonine kinase activity. The transcript has 2 exons. NCBI's taxonomy places the organism in Eukaryota, Fungi, Basidiomycota, Wallemiomycetes, Wallemiales, Wallemiaceae.
AUGCCAGCACUCAGAAAUGCAACAUCAACACCGUCAUUCGGAGCUACUCAGCGCAGACAUCCUGCCUCAUUGAUGCCAGUUUCAAGUCAUGCGCCGGCGCUAGUGGAUCUCAUGCGCUCUCCGAUUUCUGAACGUAUGGUUGAAGCACUCGCUCAAAAAGUCUCAGAAAUCAUUCCAGUAAGACCAGAAAGCAACGGCAACAACAGCCCAGAAUACUCACACAACAGCGGUUAUCCAAGUCCACCACCUAGUCCAGUCAAGCCGCGCUUGGCAAAGGUGGGACAUGUUGCUGCCGAAAUGUCCAGAGGUCCGCCACCACUCAAGCAAUUUAUCAAGACGGUUCUCAUCGAGUCUGGCUGUCAAGUGGCUACAGUACUGUGUACUUUGGUGCUCUUAGAUAGGUUGGGAUCGAAGCUACCACCAGCUGCCAAAGGCAUGCCAUGUACUCGUCACAGAGUCUUUUUCGCAGCUAUGAUCAUAACCGCAAAGUCACUUAAUGACUGUUGUCCUAAGAAUCGUCACUGGAGAAAAUAUGCUUGGUCGUCUGUUAGAUUUGCAUUGGAGGAAAUUCAUUUGAUGGAGAUCCAGCUACUCGACCUUCUUGAAUUCAAUAUCGGGUUUAGCGAAGCCGAGUUGAUAAGACAUUCUAAACAAUUCAUGAGAAUGCCACUGUCUAAUCCAAAUAAAUCGCCACCGCAAUUCAAGCCAAUACCUUCAGCCAAGGCUCCAUCUCCACUGAAACCAGCACUGAAGACUGCCAAGUCUAUGCCAGCAGUUCGUCAAGCGCAAACGCAACCACCCAUGGUGUCUAGAAAUACGGGAAUGCCUGGAGCAUUCUCACCUAGUGCUUUGGACAAUGCGUUGAAGUCUCAGCUCCCUUCAGAUUUGGUUAGUAAGAGGGCGUCUAAAGACAUGUCGGUGUCUUCUUCAUCCGAUGGUGGUAGCAGUCUGCCUGCAACGCCAUCAGAUGUUGCAAGCGUCAGCAAGCCUACACUGGCACUUGCUAUGGCUUUGGAAAAUCGGAAGGGUAGCGGAGGUGCUGCAAAAGACGAAGAUGUGGACGAAAGUCUCACUAUGCUUCCAGCCCAUCUCACAGCUCCAGCUAAAUCAAUGCACGCUCCAGGUAUUGCUGGUUUGAUCUCGCGUAUAAUGAAGCAUCCUGGUGGUCACGCACAGCACCAACCAAACAGACGGAAUCAAGAUACUGCUCCGUUAGUCUAA